Messenger RNA from Trypanosoma rangeli, 837 nucleotides. Its product is annotated as putative mitochondrial DNA topoisomerase II. The transcript has a single exon. Lineage: Eukaryota; Euglenozoa; Kinetoplastea; Trypanosomatida; Trypanosomatidae. The record is from RefSeq and is a predicted model, not a curated record. Bases 1 to 837 code for a protein of 278 amino acids.
AUGCUCCGACGUGUACAGCUGCUGCGCACACCGUUUAAUGAGCUCACCCUCACUGGAAGUUGCUGGUCCCGCUUUUUUGCAAGGUCAGCGCAGAAGGACCCUGCCGAGUCCCCUUCCGCGCCGGUGCCGUUCAUCACCCUCAUCCCUACCCUCCAUGUGGCAUCGGUGAAGUUUUACGACAAGCUGCUGGAUUACAUGGUGCAGGCGGUGAAGGAGCGGGAUAAUCUCGUCAUUCUGCUGGAGGGGAUAUGUGACACGGAAGAGAGCGAGGUGCAGCAGAUGGAAGAGUAUUUUGCCAUUGCACACAACCAAAAUCUGAAGACGGAAAUGCUGCAAAAGGCAGAUCAGAACACUCUCUACGAUGAGGAGACGAUAAAAACGAUUUGCGAGGAACUUGCUGUGAAUUACGGGGCCCUAGUGAAACUGCAGGCAACAGUGCGGCUGCAGGAGUGUUACCUUAAGCCAAAGAUGGCCGCUCUUGUUGGCUCGCAUCUCCGCAACGACGCGGAUCUCAACAUGAAUGAAGUGGCGGCGAUCCUGGCGGAGAAAGGCAGCAGCGGGAGCGUUUCUGUUCCCUUUAGUCGCCUUGGAGCCGACCCGGCAGUGCGCGGCAGCCGGGAGCGAAAGGUGGCGAAGGCCGCCCAGAUGCGAUGUGUGGAGUGGCUUCAACGGGGAUGCGGGGGCGAGGUGCUGCUGCCUUGGGGAUUCUACCACGCGGAGGGAAUUAGGAAAAAUAUUUUGGCUACAAACUCGCAAGACGAGACGGUUGUGUUUCUGGAGAGCGAUGAUAAGGUAUGCCGCCUGCCGUUUGGAAUCAGCAAGGAGCUCCUGGCUUGA